This is a messenger RNA of Geosmithia morbida, 948 nucleotides long. Its product is annotated as protein N-terminal amidase. Gene Ontology annotation, biological process: protein catabolic process. Gene Ontology annotation, molecular function: protein-N-terminal glutamine amidohydrolase activity; protein-N-terminal asparagine amidohydrolase activity. The record is from RefSeq and is a predicted model, not a curated record. The transcript is spliced from 4 exons. The coding region runs from base 1 to 948 and encodes 315 amino acids. NCBI's taxonomy places the organism in Eukaryota, Fungi, Ascomycota, Sordariomycetes, Hypocreales, Bionectriaceae.
AUGCGGAUUGGAUGUCUGCAGUUCGCUCCCCACGUGGGAGACAUAGAAGGUAACCUGAAUCUCGCCGACACCAUCCUGUUACGCGAGAACCCAGGCGAUCUAGACCUCCUCGUACUACCAGAGUUGGCUUUCUCAGGCUACAACUUCAAGUCGUUAAAGGAUAUCAUGCCGUUUCUCGAAUUCUCCGAAACCGGCAUUUCGUCAGCAUGGGCUCGCAACAUGGCCCUCAAGUACGACUGCAUCGUCGCUGUUGGAUAUCCCGAGAAGGUUGACGUGUCGUACAAAUGGCCCGCCGACCCGGAGUAUUACAACUCGGCCAUUGUGGCCGACCGGGAUGGCGAAUUCAUUGUCAACUAUCGCAAGUCGUUUCUCUACUACACGGACGAGUCGUGGGCUCUCGAGGGCAACCAGGGUUUCUUCGAGGGAUUCAUCCCUGGAUUGGGAAACACUUCAAUGGGGAUAUGCAUGGACCUCAACCCUUACAAAUUCGAAGCUCCCUGGAACGCAUUCGAAUUCGGCUUCCACAUCCUCGAGGCGCGCUCGAACCUCGUCAUCCUCACCAUGGCCUGGAUGACGAGAGAGAGCCAGGAGAGCUUUACCACCGCCUCCGACGAGCCGGACAUGGCAACAUUCACGUACUGGAUCACGCGCCUCGAGCCUCUGCUGCGCUCCAACAACCACGACGAGAUCAUCGUCGUCUUCUGCAACAGGGCCGGAACCGAGGGCGCGGCCACGUAUGCGGGGACGAGUGCUGUCAUCGGCAUCCUUGACGGCCAGGUCAAGGUGUAUGGGCUCCUAGGGCGCGGUGACCAGGAACUCCUUGUCGCCGAUACCGAUCAGCCCCCGCACGCUAAGUUUGUCUACCGUGACACGGGUGGCACGGGGAGAAAGGAGGGCAAUAAAGGGGAGGAUGAUACUCCAAAGGACGCCGUUUCAGUUGGGCCUUGA